AUGGUUCACUACCUGCGGGAGAUCAUUCGUAUUUGGUCACUCCUCUUGCCCGAUAGAGCGGGUCAGGCCGAUACGCUGUCAGUAGAACUCAUUGAGGGGAAGAUGCCGAAAUACUCCACCCAGGACCGCUCAGAUAUUAUGCGUCUAAUGAACGACGGCACGCUCUUCCCGGAUAUUUCUGAUGUGGAUGAGCGGGAUAGGGUACUGCAGGUCCUGCUUGAAAUUCCUGGCAGGGUCCUGUCCCUGACGCUCUUCUUCGAUGAUGUGAAAUGCUUCUCCGGGCCCUCCAAGGCUAUGAGGGACCUAUUUUCUGUAGGUCCUAAAACAUCAAUUUAUAGCACGGCUCUACACUGUUGGGACGGAGGUACCCAGGCUUACAACAUCCAAUUAACCGACAGCGAGUACCAGACUGUCCCUAUCAACGGUAUAGUGCCAGCAGAUAAAGCAGAAAGAGCCAUAGCAUCGGUUAGCUUGCUACAAUUAUGGCUGACAGCCUUUCGACACUUCAUCAAUCCUCGGACGGGGAGAACAAGAAAAGUAAAGAACGUUCAGCCUUUGUUUGAAUUACGAGGAGAGCCUGAGCUUGCCAAGUCGGCCAGCAGAUUGGGUUUUACAAUUCCAAGGAAAGUUUCUACUGCAGUCGACUCGAUUUUGCCGGCUUUUCAUUAUACCUUCGAAACGCUCACAGGUGCUUCUCACAAUGAUCUUGCACGGAAAACCUUGUAUAUGUCAAAACGGUUUCGACAAAUCUUCGGUGAUGGGCCCAGAUCCCAUCAGUCAGAUCAGAAAAUCCCUGAGCUCUCUGUGAAAACGGAUAGCCGACGGUCAAGUUUCCGAGCCGGACGACCACUCAAAGAUGAUUUUUUCGGCCGACAACAUCUUGGAUCUCUCUUGAAUCACGACGCCUCCGGAGCUUCCAACCAACUCUCAUUUGCUGAAGAAGUUCCGGAAGGAGCCAUUACGUCUGGGGCCUUGCUACCAGAAGAACCGCAAGCGUUGACAGAUAAUACAGAUGUUCAUACCGACUCCGUUGAAAACCGUGAUUCAUUAGCGACAAGUCCAAUAGACCUUGAACUGCACCCAGAGCCAGGGCCCUCUGCUCAGAUUAUGGACGGUGUACAGCAGUCCGUACCUUUAGCUGCAGGUUUUGAAGACGAGCAUAGCAAAGCCCCAGUGUCUCGGAAAGUCCCAAUAUCACUCCAUCGAAGCGCCAUUCAUGAGAUACUACCAUUGUGGUAUCAGUCAGAUGUCACGAAUGUCGUAGUCUUCUACCUGUUCAACUCAAGGGAGUACUACAAGUUUUUUGCCGACGCAGAAAUGGAAAUGCGACUCGUCCUAAACGACCUUGCCCGUGCCCAUUAUUUCCUCAUCAUUGAUCAAGAAAAGGUCGUCUCUCCAAACAUGGCAGAUCUAGUCUCUGAGGUUCAACGGACGCGAUUGCUCUUCGUUGGAGCAAAAUCAAAACCAGGAGAGCUGGAGACCAAGGCAGGCGGCAUUAGCAAGGCUGCUUUGGAGGAUUACAUAUCCAAAUAUGAUGUUCAUACAGGGAAACGACGGUUCGAAUUCGCUCCUGGCGACACUGACGAUGGAGAGCAACCACACUCAACAAAAAGAAGAAUCUGA
Molecule: messenger RNA, 1623 nt
Organism: Aspergillus fischeri NRRL 181
Lineage: Eukaryota; Fungi; Ascomycota; Eurotiomycetes; Eurotiales; Aspergillaceae
Exons: 2
Coding region: 1-1623 (540 amino acids)
Source: RefSeq, a predicted model, not a curated record